CCAACCCAGACUCUUUCUCAGUCUACCUGCCAUACAUUGACGUGCCUGAGUGGACCACAGUGGAGCACCGCCUCUCCAAGGUCGCCCCCGCCCGCUACCGUGCGCUGCAGCUGCAGGUGAUCCACAUGAUCCCAUCGCUCAUCUAUGUGGAUCCCUCACACGUCCUCUCCAAUGUGCGCGAUGCCGUCGACAUUGCCAUCGAGCACAUGGUUGACCUCUGGCGCGACCGCAAGGCUCGGCACGACUAUCCCGUACCUUCCACGGCCACCGAGUCUGCCGGCACAGGCACGGAGACUAAAGAGGAAGGGGGUGGAAAACGACUGGCAGAUGCGACACUGGGCGAAUUGAGUGGGGGCGGCGAGGUAAUUGCUCAUGAAGAGGCGAAGGAAAGCAGCGAAGCCAACAAUGAAGGAGCAGGUCGAGGUGACCUCGUUAGGGCGUUUGCGUCGAAAAACGAUGCCGCGACGGGGGGAAGGGACAGCGAUGGCAAAGGGGAAGAUAGUUCUGGGCGGGGGAGCAGCGGAGGAGGCGGGGACGAUGCGGGGAAGGAAUUGCGCGGCGAGGGGACCGGUGGCGGAAGCGGCGGCGCAGGAGGCGCGAGUGACGGCGCAGGAGGCGCGAGUGACGUGGACUUUAUGGCGGCGGUGAUUAUCGACGAGGGACUGGCGGCGGAGUUGGCGGCGCGCGGGCAGACGGAGAAAUGGAAGGCCUUGGCGGAGGAGCUGCGCCUGGAUGCGGCAUCCGCGCUGGCGCUGGCCAUGGAGGAGUUUGAGGAGGUGCAGAGCGGUUCCGGGGUGGCAGCUGCGGAGAUGUCGGUGCUUCUGUGCACGGACGCUUAUAUCAGGGAGCUCAAUAGAGAGUGGCGAGGUGUAGAUGCGCCCACGGACGUCCUGUCUUUCCCCCAAGACCAGCCUGCGGGGCUCUCCCCUCUGUUGCUUCUAGGCGAUGUGAUUAUAUCGGUGGAGACGGCACAGCGGCAAGCCAAUGAGAGAGGGCAUUCGCUCUUGGACGAGCUUCGCAUUCUCAUGGUGCAUGGCAUGCUGCAUCUGCUGGGAUACGACCACGAGGCGCCCAAGGGGAGCGCUGCUGACUCAGCGAUAUCAGAAGCUGAGCUGGCGGCGGCGGUGCGUGAGUCAGCGGAACAGAUGGCAACAGAGGAGCUGCGGAUUUUGGAGGCCUUUGCGUGGCGGGGAACGGGAUUGGUGGCAGCUGCGAUUGGGGAAGAGGGGGGAGGGGCGGCAGAGGGGAAGGAGGGAAGAGGGGAGGCAGGAAGGGAGGGAGGAGAGGAGGGGAGAGGGGAGGCAGGAGGGGAGGAGGGUGAGAAGGGUGGUGUGAAGGGCAGGAUGACAAGGAUUGGCAUGGUGCAAGGGUGGACAAGAUUUGUGACAGUAACGGGGCAGGGAGAAGAAGCGGCGCUUGAGGAAGGAGGUUCGGGAUUGCACAAGGGGAAACACAAGGGCAAGCACGGGAAGGGGAAGGAGGGGAAGGGGAAGGAGAAGGGGAAGAAGGCUGAGAAGGUGCUUGAUGUGGGGGCGGAGAAGGAGAGAGAGCAUAAGAAGGGCAAAGAGAAGGAGAAGGAGAAGGAGAAGGGAGAUAAGAGGCGGACCAAGAAACCCCCUUUCCAGCUACUCUUGUGCGAUAUGGAUGGCACGCUGCUCAACAGCGCCAGCAAGAUCUCUCCCUCUACAGCGGAGGCGCUGCGAGCAGCGCACGCGAGGGGCGUGCGAGUGGCCAUCGCCACGGGCAAGGCGAGGCCUGCCGCCAUGUCUGCCCUGGGCGCUGCUGGGCUGGUGGGGUCUGCUGGGAUAUUCAGCGACAAGUCCCCGGGAGUGUUCCUGCAGGGUCUGAGGGUGUACGGCAAGGGAGGGCUGGUGGUGCACAACGCGCUGCUGCCCAACGAGGUCACGCAGGAGGGUUUUGAGUUCGCCCUGAAGCAUGGCAAGGCGCUGAUUGGCUUCUGUGGGGACCGCUGCGUGACACUUGUCGAUCACCCAUUGGUGGAGGCGCUGCACACCAUCUACUACGAGCCACGGGCGGAGGUGAUGCCGAGUGUGCACCACAUCAUGAACGAGACUCCCAUCCAGAAAUUACUGUUCUACGACACGCCGCACGGCAUUGACGGCUUUAUUCGUCCCUUCUGGUCGGCCGCUACAGCCGGCCGUGCUACAGUGACCCAGGCCGUGCCGGACAUGCUGGAGAUCCUGCCCCCUGGCCAAUCCAAAGGCGCAGGAGUGCGAGUGCUGCUGGACCAUCUCGAGUUCUCCGCUGAGGAGGUUAUGGCGAUUGGAGAUGGGGAGAACGACCUUGAAAUGAUUGAGAUGGUGGGUUGGGGAGUGGCGAUGGCGAACGGUUCUGAGAAGACCAAGGCUGUUGCGAAGGCCACAGUUGCAAGCAAUGACGAAGAUGGUAUUGCGGAAGCAAUUGAGAAUAUCAUCCGCGUUUCAAUCGCCAUGGACACGUCUGCUGCCGCGCAUCCUGCGCAGUUAUCGCUCCCCACCGCGCCUGAAUCGGGCCUCCGCGUUUCGCGGAGCGCGGGGAACGUGCAGGAAUCCGCGAAUGGCUCGAGCGCCGCGUCGACGCCGCGCAGCCACAAGGAGAUGGAGGCGCUCGCGUACUCGUCCGGCCAGAGCCUCGCGUCGGUUCUUAACGACCCGCGCCUCGGAAAGGCCGGAAUUUACGGAACCGAGAACGCGUGGACCUGGAUUACCGCGCAGCGACCGGUGGAGCCGGCUUUAGAGGGUCCUCCGCCUUUGCCGCCAGAAAUUCAAGAUUUUCCCAUGUCGGAAUUUCAGCCGUAUUUGCAGCGAAUGAGGGAGCCGUAUGGGCGAUUCGUUGACGUGCAGGAGCAUUCCACGUGGGAGUUGGCAACUGGGGAAGCGCCAGGUGCUGACGUGGACAGCGAGGGGAGAGAGGAACGGAAAGGGAAGGGUGUUUUAGCAUCACGGUCAGAAGACCUAGUCGAGGUGCACUUAGUUAAAGAAAUCUCUUCCCGGUCGGACUCAUUCUUCGAGGCCCUAGAAAAGCUGGAAGAUCUGAACCGUGGGAUCGUGGAGACGUGCGAUCGCAUCCGUCAGUUGCGCGGCACGGUGGGCAUGCUGGAUGAGGAUCUGCUGGAAGGAUCGCGGAAGCUGCAGGCGACCAAGGUUCGGCGGGAGAAUUUGCUGCAGCUGCAUCAGAAGCUGAAGCUAGUGGCGUUCGUGCACCAGGCCAUGGCGACAUUGAAGCUGCUGGUGUCAUCGGGCGACUGUGCGGGCGCAUUGGACGUGAUGGACGACUUGAGGCGCCUCAUGGACGGCCAGGAGCUCGCAGGGCUGCACUGCUUCCACCACCUCAACCACCUCCUAGUGUCCUCCUCCGAUGCCGUCAACAGUCUCCUAACAGCCGACUUUGUGAGGGAAGCUGUGCACGAUGCUGCUGACGUGGCGCCCUCCGCUAUAGUCACCAGCUUCAACCUCCAGAAGAGUGUGCCGCCCGCUGAAACGCUGCUCUCUAUAGUCAACCUCGAACGCGAGGGCAUGGAGGAGAGGGAGGCUCGCCUGAGGGAGCAUCUGCUGCCGCUCGUUAUCAGCCUGCUGCGCACAGUAAGGGGGCAGGGGUCAGGGGUUGCGCCAUCACUCGCCCUCAAGCUCCGUGCCCUCGCCCCGCCCGCCUUCGUCCACUUGCUGCUCGCCGUCUUCUCUGCCGUCCAGACCCGCCUCGUGCGGGCGGCAGCCGUUCGGAACGUAGUGUCCAGCAUCGCCACCGCUGGAGCUGCUGCCGGUGCUGCAGCUGGCGCCGCCGAGCCUGCGGCCCUCGCAGGCUCGGAGGGGUACGAGGCUGCUGCCGUGGCUGCGGCGUUUGCUUCGGGGGCAGAGCGAGUGGUGGCUGCCGAGGCUGCUGAGUCGAAGCUGUUGGGGAGGAAAGGGGUGGGGAAAGGCUUGGGAGGGGGAGGGGCGAUAGGAGGCGUUGGGGGCGCAGCAGGCAGUGGCGAGGCAGCAGGGGGCGAUGUGAGCAGUGUUGCUGCUUUAGCCACAUCAAAGCAGCUCAGAGCCGACGUGUUGAGGGAGAAUGCGGAGGCAGUAAACGAUGCGUGUGAGGUGGCGCAUGGGCGGUGGGCGAAGCUGCUGGGAGUGCGAGCGCAGGUGCAUCCGAAGCUGUCUCUGGGGGACUUCGUGGACAUGUAUGCCGUGACUUCGGACUUCAUUGCGUCCACUGAACGGGUGGGCGGCAGGUUGGGCUACAGCAUACGUGGCGCGCUACAGUCGCAGGCCAAGGCGUUUGUUGAGACACACCACUCGAGGGAGAUGGCGCUCAUCCUCUCCCUCCUCAACAAGGAGACUUGGACGGCUGUGGAUGCCACUCCUGAGACUCAGGCACUUGUUGACUUCUUCUGCACCUUCCUGGAUCCUUCCGCCGAGGCCGCUGCUGCGGCCGCUGCUGCUGUUGCUGUUGCUGCUUCUGAUGCUGCCGCUGCCACAGCUGCUGCUGAUGCCGCUGCUGCUGCCUCUGAUGCUGCUACUGCUGCUGCUGAUGAGGCAGCCGCUGCUGCUGCUGCUACUGCUGCUGCUACUGCUGCUGCCACUGCUGCUGCUGCUGCUGCUGCUGCUGCUGCUGCUGCUGCUGCUGCUGCUGCUGCUGCUGCGGUUGAUAUGACUGCUGCUUCUGAUGCUGCUGGGACUGCUGUGGAUGGGUACAGGGCUGCAGAUGAGGCUGUGCGUGACACAGCAGCAGCCAAUGGUCCAGUGACAGGUGGCGCUUUAGCACAGGCUGGAGGUGGGGUGAGGGAAGAUGGGGCACAAGGGUCAGGACAGCUAGAACAGGCAACAGAGGGUGAUAGGGGUGACGGGCAAGGGCAGGAGAAUGCCAGAGUAGGGGAAGGAGGAGAAGCAGGAAGAGGGGAGACUGAGAGGGUAGGGGCGGAGGGGGUGGAAAAUGGAGGGGGAUCGAGGGAGGGAGGUGAGGGAGAGGCAGAAAGCGCAUGCACGCUGCUGUCAGUGACUCGCGAGUACGUGGCAGUGGCAGAGGCGCUGCCAUCACUGGCAGGGGAGGUGGUGCAGCGACUGGCCGACCUGCUGAAGCUCUUCAACUCGCGCACCUGCCAGCUCGUGCUGGGUGCUGGUGCCAUGCAGGUGUCAGGGCUGAAGACCAUCACAGCCAAGCACCUCGCACUCUCCAGCCAAUGCAUCUCCCUCGUCUAUGCUCUCAUCCCCGACCUGCGGCGCAUUCUCUCUGCCUUCAUCCCCGAUGCGCGCCGAGGGCUCGUCAUAUCACACCUUGACCGCGUGGCUCAGGACUACAGGGUGCACAGGGACGAGAUCCACAGCAAGUUGGUGGCGAUCAUGAGGGAGCGCCUGCUGGUGCACCUGCGCUCCCUGCCCGCAGUAGCUGACACAUACGCCCGCCCAGAUGACUCCCCUGCCGAGCAGCAGCCCUCCAACUUCGCCCGCGCUCUCACCAAGGAGGUGGGGGUGCUGCAUCGCAUCCUCUCCCCUUUGCUUCUCGAAGCCGACCUUCGCUCCAUCUUCUCGCGGGUGGUGGCGCUGUUCCACGUGCAGCUCGCUGACUCCUUUGCCAAGAUCGACACGCCCACGCCGCAGGCCAAGCGCAGAAUGUACCGGGAUGUGGAUCUCAUUCUACAGUGCAUGCGGUCGUUACCUGGUAACCCACCAACGUCGUCAUUCGACGGGCGGCAGAGAGAGCUUGACCAGUUUGUGCUCUCUAGGUUUGGGAACAGUGGCCCCCCUCCAUGA
This is a messenger RNA of Closterium sp. Yama58-4, 5729 nucleotides long. The record is from the annotation of a GenBank genome assembly. NCBI's taxonomy places the organism in Eukaryota, Viridiplantae, Streptophyta, Zygnematophyceae, Desmidiales, Closteriaceae.